AGGUUUGCCGAUUUGCAUUAACAUGAAAGGCAGACAUAUGCGAUAGAUAAUCUACCAAGGGAGUUCAGACUUCAAAAGAUUCAUCAGUUAAAUUAGAGGAAACGGUAAGAUUUAUAGAGCUAUAGGAACUUCUUGGCUGAACAAGGAUGAGGAAUCUUAGGUGAAGGAACACAGUUAUUCUCAAAGGAGACGAGAGAUCACCAUUUGAACUGGUUCCUCAAAAAAAACACACUUGAAUAAAUUUUUGAUGCAGUUGGGUGGAACUCGUCUACCGUUUAUCUUUGAUCAUCAGUUUGUCACCUCAGCUACCCCACUGAGUUUUGAAGUGUAGUGUGGGCAGUGGAUGAUCAAGAGGGAGUGGCAGCGCCAGAGGUAAACAGUCUGGAGAGAUGAACCUUAAGCUGUCUCCAAAGUAAGAACAUAGUAGCAUUUUCCCACCCUUAGGGUGAAGUCUGCCUUUCACCCCUGAGUGGAGGGAUUACUGUAGCCGCUCCUAGCGCUGGAGGUUUGGCAUCUGCACCCCCAUGUGCCAGUGAGUGGGAAAUGUUCCAAUUUGGAAAAUACAAUCUGGACAUUAUAGAGAUGUUAAGUGGGCACCAGGCCCACCAGUUCAAAGGCCUCGGUUUAGAUCGACAGCUACAGCAUCAGCAGCAAGUGCAACUUCACCAGCAUCAACUCCAGCAGCAGCAGCAGCAGGCUGAGACUUCUGGAGCUCUUCUGUCUGGACUUGGCCUGGGCCCCCUGCAGGGGUCAAGAGGUAACGCCUUUUCUGAUUCUGCCUCCAUUUUUGCCAAGAUGAGUGCCCCUCCUCCCCCACCUUUACAACAACAGCCUUCCUCAUCUCAGACCUCUCGUUCAAAGUCAAGCAAGAUGAGCAGCAGCAGCAGCUCAAGUCAUUCUUCAGGCUACCCGCAGUUCCUGCGCUCUUUCCACCCGUCUGAGGCAGCACUAGCACAGGAGCAGUUACACCCAAGUGUAGGCCGCUUUGAGCACUUUACCGGGGGAAGUAGCAAUAGCGGGAGUGCUGGGGGAUUAGGAGGAUUAGUAACAUCAGCACCCCCACCCCCUCCUCUUCAUCCCGGCCUCUCUGUCCCCCAGGCAUCACCUGGCCCCUCUUCUUCCUCUCCCUCUCCAUCAACAUCUGUUGCCACCUCUAACAACCCUUCUAGCAGCAGUGCAGUCAGCUCUUUGGGACACCAGUUGGUUGGAGCCCAGUCUGAUGCACGGAGCCUUCACCAACAAUUUAGUUGCAUGUUAGCUGCUAAUCAAUAUUUUCUUUCUGGUGUGCCUGCUAAUGCUAGUUUAGAACAGUUUUUAGUUCAACAGGGAACUCAUAACCACUUAGGGAUUGGGUUAACUCAGACCAGUGGGGAGCCUAGCACUAGCCUUGCUCCUCCUCCUGCUUUGCACUCCUCGCACUCACAUGGCCACUCCACCCCCCAGCCCCAACAGCCUACACAGCAGCCUACCCAGCAGCAGCAGCUUCCACCUCACUCCCUUUCCCAUCCCCACACUCAUUCUCAUCCUCACCACCCUCUUCACCCAGGCUCCCAGGCUUCAUCACUGGGUGGCUUUGACUUCCAGGGCAUUCCAGUGCUUUCAUCUAAUCAGAUAGCCUCUCUGAUGCAGCAGGAAGCAGGGUUGCCCCUUCCCUUACCACUUCACUUAUCUUUAUCAAAGGAAGACGGUAAAGGGGAAAGCAGUGGAGGCGGAAGUAGUGGUAGUAGUAGCAGUAGAAGGAAAAAAGCCAUGGCUGGCUAUUUGCCUCAAAGAAAAUCUGAUAGUGGUAGUAAUAACAGUAGCAGCCAUGCUCACAGUGUCAAUGGCAGUAAUCCCAGUACUGCUAGUAAUAAUGGAGGGCUAAGUCAUGGCCAGCCCCCAGCUUUGAUUGGCAGUGGGGUUGGUAUGACAAAUAUGAGUGGAGAUCCAUCAUCUCUUCUUGUCUCUUCAUCUUCAUCCUCAUCAGUAGUUUCUUCUUCCUCCUCCUCUGCUCCUUCUUCCACUGCUGCCUCAGUACUGGUUACUAAUGAUUCUCAGCUUUCUAAAUCUGAUAACCAGAACUCAAUGCAACCCAACACUUCUGAGUCUGAUACAGAGCCUAUUUAUAGCUGCGGAGAUUGUGGCAAAAGCUUCCCUCACCUAUCAAGCCUUCGCAGGCAUAUGCGCAUGCAUGAGCCAACCACAGCAGGUACUAGCAAUACUUCCACUACGGGCCCAAACCCCGUUUACAUUAAAACUCAGUCUGACCCAAGCCUUCCCCAUUCGACCCAAGAAACUCCCGAACCCUCGUCAAAUUCUUGUCCUAGCCCAGACAAAAUAUUUCACUGCCCUGACUGUGGUAAAGGCUUUAAGAAAAAGGGGCACCUGCUGCAACAUGGAGUUAUACACUCUUCAGCCCGCCCAUAUGGCUGCUCCACCUGCUCUCGGGCUUUUAAUCGUAGAGAGUCACUGACACGUCAUGAGAAGAUUCAUGAGGAAAAGCCAUUCAGAUGUCCUGCCUGUGGUCGUGCCUUCCGAGAGAGCACCUCUCUUCUCAACCAUGCUGCCUCAGGCACCUGCGGCAAGCCAGGCUACCAUGAUGACCACCGUUCUCAAGGUAAUCCAUCUCCGUGCUACUCUGGUGCCUCCCCCUGUGGAAGUGGGAUGGCCGGCCCAGCUCUGAGAAAGGCUCCCUUGGCCCCAACUCUGCAUCCACACUCACAGAGCCACAACCAGCACCACCAUCCGCAGCAGCAGCCCCACCUGCCUCUUUCUUCUCUACUGGAUGACUCAGAGGAUGAUGUCACUAGCUCUGUCAAUAAUGCAAUCUCUGCAAUAACAGCUGCUAGCAACAGCGGAAAUAGAGGGGAUGAUAGGGGAGACAUAAUAGGAGGUCUGCUUGGUGGUCUUGGAUUAGGACCUCUAGGCUCACCUUCCUCUACAUCGGGCAUAGAUAAGAAUUUCCGAAGUGGUGGGAGCCAAGAGGCUAUGAGCAGCAACCCACAGAAUCCUACUGCAAAACCAAAACGUCCUCGCAAACCAAGAGCUAAAAAAGAUCCUGCCUCUGGUGGACAGCCCCCAAAACGUAGGCAGUACACCCCAAGAAUGGGGCAGAGUGGGCUCCCACGCACUCACCUUUGCAGUGUCUGCGGUAAGGGGUUUGCACGUCGUGAGACUCUACGCAGACAUGACCGCAUCCACACUGGUGAAAAGCCGCAUCAUUGCACCAUAUGUGGAAAAUAUUUCAGAGAGGCGUUUCAUCUCAGCAAGCAUCAGACAGUCCACUCUGGUGCAAAGAAUUACAAAUGCACAAUCUGUGGGAAAGAAUUUGGUUACUCCCAGAGCCUUAGGAGGCACAGCAAACUCCACCAGAAAGGAGAGCUGGAAGAGGUACCCACAACACCAGCUCCAGAGACCCUCAACAGCUUUAACCCAAAUACUCAAUGUAGCGUGGCACAAGACAGGAGCCAGAACCCAGCACCAACCACUUCUUCCUACUACCCAUACUCUCAAGACGUCAAGCCUCAAGACUCCAACCCUCAGCCACAGCCCCCCCCCCCACCUCAAUCGCAGCCUCCACCACAGCCUCGACUUUACACCUGUGCUAUAUGCUGGAAGUCCUACCGUCAUCACUUCCAGCUUACUGCUCAUCACCAGAUGGUUCAUGAAGGCGGGGGGGACAAGUUCUUCUCCUGUGAGGUAUGUGGGAAACAGUUUGCCUACUCUAAUAGCCUCACUCGACACAGGCAGUCUCAGCAUGGGAUUACCCGAGCUGAACAGUCUAACCCCCAAGAAGGCAGCAGUGGAUCUGGAGAAAACAGAAGUGGGAGUGAUGUUAAUCAGUCUGCUUCUGAAAGCGAGGCUGCCACCAACGCUCUGCUUCAGAUGGCUCCAUCCACUGACGGUCAUGGAGGGCAGGGUCUUAGCGUUGUCACUCAUAGUCACCAGCAACCACCCCCGCAACCACCAGCUGGUUACUCCCCCCUCUUCUAUGAUGCUGCAGCAGCCCAGUCCUCCAGUGCUCCAUCUUACUCUCAGCCCCUCCCCCCAAACUCCACAAUCAUGCCCCCACAUCAUCCGCAUUCCCCUGCUGGGGUGAAGGGAGAACACAUUUAUCCGGCCGGAUCCCGUAGCCGUACCCUUCACACUACUGCCCCGUUCCAGCCCCUCACAGAGCUGCCCUCCACCGAACAUCACCAUCUGCAUCACCAUCAUCACCUCUCCCACCAUCAUCCCCAUCAUCAGUUAGAAACCCAGUCCCACCAACACUUUGAAUGCAACAUCCCUCUACCCCACGAUGAAAUGAGACGUCACAAGAAAAAAAAAAAAAAGUCAGACAGCAGAGAAUGGAGGGAUAAUAACUGGGGAGCCCAGGAUAUAGUGAGACAUGAUGGAGUCAAACGGAAGAAAAAGAUGAGCAUUACAAUUAGAGGGCAGCAUAAUAAGAAACAAGGUUCACUUCGUUUGACGAUUAGGCGAGGGGAAGGAUCUGGUGGUGGUGGGUAUAGGCUAAUCAACACUGCAGGAAUGAAGGUACAGAUCCUGUCAUCCCUCCAAGUCCCAGUGAAACGUUUCGGAUGCCCCAUAUGUCCCAAUUCCGUGUUUUCCCGCAAAGCGGGGCUGCUGAUUCACAUGGCAGUUAAACACCCACAAAAGGCCUUGAGCGCCCAGGAUCGGCUGAGGUGCAGAGUGUGUGGGAAGCAGUCUCAGAGGCCUUUGACAGCCUUCAUCCAUCGAGCCUUCCAUCGUGCCAGAGGGACCUUCUCCUGCCGUCACUGCUCCGCACGCUUCUGGAACGCUACACUUCUUCACAGGCACAAAGCGUCCUGCCGCCGCAGGGCUAAAAGACUGCAGAAAGGAGAUGGGAAGAGUCUGAAGCUUUCGAAGAGACCCGAUGAAAGACAGACUCACGACAGUCAACAGGACAUGCCAUUUUUGCAGGAACCUUACAGAUUCUGAUCGUGGGGUCUAAAAGAAUGGCAUAUGAGAGGGAUUUUUGUUCAGUUAUAAAAGAGGAAACGGAGAGAUAAAACAGGGACUGGCAAAGGCAUCUACUGCCCUAAGGAUAAUUUUCCUCUCUUUUUCUGUUGCAUCUACUCUCCUAUUAGACUGAGUGUGUUAACAACUACUGUAGAAAAUUAUAUUAAAUAUCACCAGAGAUUCUUCCAGAUUAUAUUGGAAGGUAUUCAAAGGUGUUUUCAAAGACGUGACUGUUUCCAUAGGAUCAUGAAUUAAAACCCCUUAAGUGCAUUGACACUAUGCUUGGCUGACACUGUGCAGUUAUCUAGACAAGUUAGGUAAAAUGACCUGCUAAUGUAUUUCCCCUUACACAACUUAAGUUCCCUGCUACAACUCUUGCUGUAUGAUAACGUCUCUGCUGUGUAUUUUGUCUUGUUGUUGUUCACUUAGAGGCUCCGAGGAGUUUUUUUUAAUGUAAAGUGCAUUUAUUAGGAGUAGGGAAAUGGGGACAAAUAUCUUUUUUGUUAAUAGUAUGUCAGUGCAUGUUUGUUCUCUGGUCAAGUUUUUUGCUGAGGUUGUGAAAUCACUCCUGCAGUAUGUGAUGGUUUAUUCAGUAUAUCUCCAAAACUUUGUAGUGUAAACUUGAUUUGAGAGUUGCCCCUAUAUUCCUUAGUAACCUAAUCACACAUAAGUGAAAUGUAAGUUCCGGGUAAUUAGCAGUACAGUGAUCCCACUCCUGCCAAAAUGAAGAAGCCUUGCUUACAGUGUUUACUUUACUUUGAGGAUAUCCCUAGCUUUUAUACUGCAGGAUUAAAACAGGUUAAAAUAAACUGACUUUAACAUGUUAUACUCAUGUUAUUUCUACGCUAUUUUUUAGCACUGAUUAUUUCUACAAUACUUCUUCAAAAGACAAGGACCUAUCAUGAUAAACAAAUGAUAUAUUCCAUGUAUUUGUGUGUAACCCAAUGAGUCUUCAUGCCAGUACUCUACUUACCCACCUCAAGGUUUGGGUUUUACUGAUUUGCAAUCAUGUUAUUAAUGUCAAGCCUUGUUUUUUCUUUCUUCAACUGAGUCUGAUGAAAUAAGUUUUUAAGUACAUCGUGUCACUUUAUUCACACAUGAAAUGUUCAUACCCCUGUCAAGUUUUUUGUUUUCUUCCAAAGGAAAAAAAAAAAUCUAGUUUUAGUAUAUUUCUAUCACAUUAUUUACUGAGAAGUCAGUAGUUGAUUAUAUUUCAGCAAUGAAUAAACCUUAAGUGUAAUAAUUUGUUUUCUUUCUUUUCUCAUCAUCAGAAACCUGCAAGCAAUAUCUAGAGCAUAGUACAAGAUAAAGGGUUUAACUUAACAAAAGUUGCAUUUUUAUUUAGAUAUAUGUGAAAUGUUUAUUUUUUAAGCCUUGGAUUGAUUUAGUAAACGUCAGGAUGUAGUUUCUAUAACAAUAAAUUCCAUUAAAGUGUU
Cyprinodon tularosa is the source of this 6395-nucleotide messenger RNA. Its product is annotated as zinc finger protein 629. The transcript has 3 exons. Gene Ontology annotation, molecular function: DNA-binding transcription factor activity, RNA polymerase II-specific; RNA polymerase II cis-regulatory region sequence-specific DNA binding. Gene Ontology annotation, cellular component: nucleus. The record is from RefSeq and is a predicted model, not a curated record. NCBI's taxonomy places the organism in Eukaryota, Metazoa, Chordata, Actinopteri, Cyprinodontiformes, Cyprinodontidae. The coding region runs from base 544 to 4938 and encodes 1464 amino acids. Gene Ontology annotation, biological process: regulation of transcription by RNA polymerase II.